GUAUCAGGUGUAGGUAGGCCAAGGGCAAAUAUUUUAUAUUAACGGACUUUGUAAACUGGAAGCGCCGAAUUUACCCAUUUGAACCACCAUAUCAGAAAGAUAAAUUAUUGAGCACAACGAAGAAUACGGCAUUUAAAGUUUGGGUUAAUGGGUUGUCGGGAAUGUCCUGAGAUACAAAACUAAGUACAACAAACAUUAGCUAGUGCUUGCCGCUGUAGCACAAUCCAAGUAGCGAAGGAGCCACUUCACAAGUCAUAAGCAACUUAUUUUCUCUUUUGCCUAUUUCCCCACAAAAACCUCUGGUACCAGUCAAUCAAGACUGGACAUAUGCCAUUUAGGAUAGCCGUUAUUUCGAAUCAGCUGGCUGGCUGGCUGCGCGGUUAGCCAGUUGUACUUCGGAGGAAGAUUGUGACCGGCGAGAGUGUCCGUCCACCCCAACGCCAUGGCUGGUGGUAUCACCGAGAGCGGGGAGCCCUACUCCCCGUUUGUGGGGCUAGUGUACAUGUUCAACCUGAUCGUAGGCACUGGGGCAUUGACCAUGCCCAGGGCCUUCGCCACGGCUGGCUGGGUGGUCAGUCUGGCGCUCAUCUCCUUCCUGGCCUUCAUGAGCUACAUGACCACCACGUUCGUGAUCGAGGCGAUGGCUUCAGCCAAUGCUCAGCUGCGCUGGAAGAGGAGAGAGCAGGAGGAGGUGGAAGACAGCGACUCCACCUCUGAUUACUCUGACGAUGAUGUCAUCAUCAGGGGACGGCCGGAGGCAAGGCCGAUUCUGUCCAUCCAGAGGCCUGGAGGCCCAGUGGAUCAGUUUGACAUCGUGGAGCGUGUGGAGAUGGGUCAGAUGGCCUCCAUGUUCUUCAACAAAGUGGGGGUCAACAUGUUCUACAUCUGCAUCAUCGUGUACCUGUACGGAGACCUGGCCAUCUACGCUGCCGCAGUGCCUCUGUCCCUCAUGGAGGUGGCCUGUGGGAACCAGUCGUGCAGUGCAGGCAGUGUACAGUACAACGACACAGAUGUGUGUUGGGGAUCGAUCAGCAGAUUAAACGCAUACAGAGUCUUCCUGAGUGUUUUCACCGUGAUGAUGGGUCCGUUCACCUUCUUCAACGCUCAGAAGACCAAGUACCUCCAGAUCCUCACCUCCCUCAUGCGCUGGAUAGCGUUCACCAUGAUGAUCAUCCUGGCUCUGAUCCGCAUCGGUGCAGGUCGUGGUGAAGGCCGGCCCCCAGUUGCCCAGCUCUCCGGCGUCCCCAACCUGUUCGGGGUGUGCGUCUACUCCUUCAUGUGCCAGCACUCCCUCCCCUCGCUGGUCACGCCCAUAUCCGACAAGACUCGCGUGGGCGCCCUGGUGGUGACGGACUACGUCCUCAUCCUGGCCUUCUACUCCCUCCUCUCCUUCACCGCCAUCUUCUGCUUCGACUCCUCGCUCCUCCACGACAUGUACACGCUCAACUUCACCGACAACUGCGACGUGCUGGACGUCCCGGCGCUGCGCUACUUCCUGGGCCUGUUCCCCGUCUUCACCAUCAGCACCAACUUCCCCAUCAUCGCCGUGACGCUGCGUAACAACUGGAAAACGCUGUUUCACCGCGACGGCGGGACGUAUCCCUGGGUGGUGGACCGCAUGGUGUUCCCCCUCAUCACGCUGGUGCCCCCGGUCAUCGUGGCGUUCUGCACCCACAACCUGGAGUCCCUGGUGGGCAUCACGGGCGCGUACGCCGGCACGGGGAUCCAGUACGUGAUCCCGGCGCUGCUGGUGUUCUUCAGCCGGAGGCAUCUGGAGCCGGUGGUGGGCAGGGAGGCGGUGAACAAGCACCGCUCUCAAACCUUCAGACACGCCUUCUGGGUGUGGUUCGUGGUCGUCUGGGCCGCCUUCUGCCUCAUGUUUGUCACGGCCAACAUCAUACUGACGGAUACGAAGAAGUAGAGGAGGGAAGCAGGGAAGACUCAGUGACUGUGUGUCUCUCUCUCUAUGUCUCUCUCUCUCUCUCUCUCUCUCUCUCUCUCUCUCUCUCUCUCUCUCUCUCUCUCUCUCUCUCUCUCUUCUCUGUCUCUCUCUCUCUCUCUCUCUCUCUGUCUCUCUCUCUGUCUCUCUCUCUCUCUCUCUCUCUCUAUGUCUCUCUCUCUCUCUAUGUCUCUCUCUCUCUGUCUCUCUCUGUCUCUUUCUCCCUCUGUCUGUCUCUCCUCAUCUGUGUUCCUGAGGCGUUGCAGACAUGGACGUGUGCCUUUAUAAAACUUGACUUUUGUAGCAUGUUUCAAGGACAUCUCUGUUAUUGUGAUCAGCUCUGCUCAAUCAAACGUGUUGAAAGGGACCAAACACAUCCUGAAGCAUGCGUUUCCGGGGAAACGGGACAGCUACAGUGCUUUAGGGUCAUGUGACUA
This is a messenger RNA of Osmerus eperlanus (European smelt), 2376 nucleotides long. It is a transcript of the gene slc38a12, whose product is annotated as transmembrane protein 104. Lineage: Eukaryota; Metazoa; Chordata; Actinopteri; Osmeriformes; Osmeridae. The record is from RefSeq and is a predicted model, not a curated record.